This is a messenger RNA of Clupea harengus (Atlantic herring), 9541 nucleotides long. RefSeq names its product nucleosome-remodeling factor subunit BPTF. The record is from RefSeq and is a predicted model, not a curated record. Gene Ontology annotation, biological process: regulation of transcription by RNA polymerase II. Gene Ontology annotation, cellular component: NURF complex. NCBI's taxonomy places the organism in Eukaryota, Metazoa, Chordata, Actinopteri, Clupeiformes, Clupeidae. Gene Ontology annotation, molecular function: RNA polymerase II cis-regulatory region sequence-specific DNA binding.
AACGUAAAUAGACUGCAUCGUGUCUACUAUGCUUUCUAAUUUUGUGAACUAACAUGGUAUUCGCAUCUAUUGUAGAGUACGUCACGUGACCUCCAUAGAGGGCCUGCUGAGUGUUUUCAGUACAGGGAGAGAGAGGAAGAAAAAUGGCGACUGUAGGCGACCCAGAGCGGGACGCCGGCCAUUCGGUUUGAGCUUUUUCCCGUUAAUUUAGACCGGGGAUAUCCGGGACUCCUGCAGACUUAACAAAGCAAGCUAGUCUUUUGGAAGCGGUCUGAUUUGUCUGAAUUGCGUGGGCUGGUGGCGUACGAAAACUGAAAACAGAAAUAAUACAUUCUAAGCUAGCUUGCUAUAAUGAGAGGGAGAAGAGGCAGGCCGCCUAAACAGGCACUGAUGGGGGAGCCAUCCCCCGUGCCAGUCCGCGGUUUUAGAGCCAGGCGGGGAAUGCGUGGAAGAGGUCGAGGAACAUCAGAUAUUGCAGGAAUUACUUCCAGGAGGGGAAAUUAUCAUUCGUCGAGAGGCAGAAAAAAAUUUGGAGCUACAUCGAGGGGUAGAGGAAGAGGCAGGGGCUCGAGAGGUGGCCGUGGAAGCAGAGGGAGACGGCCAGCCAGCAAGAUUGUGUACGAUGACCAUGAGAGUGAUGAGGAGGAUGCCGUGAGUUUGAGAUCGGACGAUGAUGAGUUUUUACGGGAAAACCCUCUGUCGGACGACGACGGGGCCUUUGAUGAUGGCUCCGAUUAUCAGGAGGAAAUACCAGACGAAGAUGAUGCUAGUUACUGCACGGAGAGCAGUUUUAGGAGUCAUAGUACCCACGGUAGCACUCCAGGUCGCAGGAGAGCGCGCGUCCGCCGCCCUCGAUCGCCCAUCUUCGAGGAGAAGGAAAUCCCCCUGCUGGACCUCCCCAAGUCGUCGGACGACCUGAUGAUCCCUCCCGGGCAGGUCCUGAACGCGGCGGCCGUCUACGAGGUCCUCCGCAACUUCCGCGCGGUGCUGCGUCUGUCGCCGUUCCGCUUCGAGGACUUCUGCGCCGCCCUGGCGGGACAGGAGCAGUGCACGCUGAUCGCCGAGACGCACAUCUCCCUGCUCAAGGCCAUCCUGCGCGAGGAGGACUCGUCCAACACCACCUUCGGCCCCGCCGACCUCAAGGACAGCGUCAACUCCACGCUCUACUUCAUCGACGGCAUGACGUGGCCCGAGGUGGUGCGCGCCUACUGCGAGAGCGACCCCGAGUACCAGCACGUCCUGCCCGUGCAGGAGGGCGAGGAGUACCCCUUCGAGCCGCUGGAGUCCAAGGUGAAGGUGCUCCAGUUCCUGGUGGACCAGUUUCUGACCACCAACCUGGCCCGCGAGGAGCUCAUGUCCGAGGGGGUGGUGCAGUACGACGACCACUGCCGCGUGUGCCACCGGCUGGGCGACCUGCUCUGCUGCGAGACCUGCUCGGCCGUCUACCACCUGGAGUGCGUCAAGCCGCCGCUGGUGGAGGUGCCCGAGGACGAGUGGCAGUGUGAGGUGUGCGUGGCACACCAGGUGCCCGGCGGCGACAGCGUCACCGAGGCGCAGAAGAGCCGGCCGUACAUCCGCCAGGAGCCCGUCGGCUAUGACCGGCACCGCAGGAAGUACUGGUUCCUCCAUCGCCGCAUUGUCAUAGAGGAAGACGGCGAGCACGAGGACAAGACCAUCUGGUACUACAGCACGCGGGUGCAGCUGGCCGAGCUGAUGGAGUCUUUGGACAAGAGCUACUGGGAGGGCGAGCUGCACGCCGCGCUGGAGGAGAUGUGCCCGGAGAUCCACACCCACAUGGACAUCACCGAGGACCUGACCAACAAGGCCCGCGGCAACAACAAGGCGUACCUCACUGCUGCCAACGAGGAGAUUCUGGACCGUCUCAAGGCCCGACAGGAGGAGGAGGAGAAGCGACGGAACGCUGCGGAGGAAGAGAGGAACAGGAAGGACGAAAAACUUGAGGAGCAGCCCGACGAGUCGCUACAAGGCGAGCUCUCCUCAGGACUCUCGGGCACGGAGGAGGCCAACCCAGAAGCAGAGUCCCCCUCUGCUGGUCAGGAGGCCAGUGGCAGCCUCGAGGCCCUGAAGCCCGACUCCCCCUCUGCGGACCCAUCCUUACCCUCCACAAGGGCCCCGAGCCCUGCGGUAGAGGCCCCUGAGGGGCCCCCUGCUGCGGGAGACUUGGGGGACGAGGGCCCAGAAAGCAUGGAGGAGGUGCCAGAGUCAGCAGACAAGGCUUCGGAGUCAGAGUCCGGCUCUCGGCCAGGAGAGGGGGGGUCCCCGGCCGGUGGCCAGCCCCCCCACGCGGUCGACGAGAACAGCAACAGCAGUCAGUUCUCCACCUCCGGGGGCUCGAGGGGCCACGAGGAGCCUGACGCAGCCGACAAGUCCCUCCAGGACGCCACAGCGGAGGGGAAGGACAAGGCGAACGGCGAGGCAGGCGGACCGGUGAGGCGCCCCCCCACGCGCAUGGUGACGCGACUGAGGAACCCCGAGAGCAAGCUGAGCCAGCUGAAGAGCCAACAGGCGGCGGCCGCCGUCCACGAGUCGAAUAAGAUCUACAAGGAUGGCAAGGAGGUGCUGGUGCUGACCCCUGGUGGCGACCUCUCCCGGCUGAGCACGCGCAGCUCCACCGGCGGCGUGGCCUCGGGCCGGGACCUGGUGGUGAAGGGCACGCUGGGCCACUUCUUCAAGCUGGGCCAGGAGGGCAAGUACCGCGUCUACCACAACCAGUUCAGCAACAACACGCUGGCGCUCAACAAGCCGCAGCACCGCGAGGAUCAGGACAAGCGGCGCCACCUGGCGCACAAGUUCUGCAUGACGCCCGCCGGCGAGUUCAAGUGGAACGGCGCGGUGCACGGCUCCAAGGUGCUGACGGUGUCCACGCUGCGCCUCACCAUCAUCCAGCUGGAGAACAACGUCCCCGCGCCCUUCCUCCACCCCAACUGGGCAUCACACAGGUCGAACUGGUGCAAGGCGGUGCAGAUGUGCAGUAAGGCGCGGGAGUUCGCCCUGGCUCUGGCCAUCCUGGAGUGUGCCAUCAAACCCGUGGCCAUGCUGCCCAUGUGGAAGGAUGCCCUGGGCCACACUAGGUUACACCGUAUGACCUCCAUGGAGCGCGAGGAGAAGGAGAAGGUCAAGAAGAGGGAGAAGAAGCUGGAGGAUGAGGAGACCAUGCAGCAGGCCACCUGGGUCAAGUACACCUUCCCCAUUAAGCACCAGGUCUGGAAGCAGAAGGGUGAGGAGUACCGAGUGACCGGGUACGGAGGCUGGAGCUGGAUCAGCUGGACGCACGUUCAUCGUUUCGUCACACGCUUACCGGGCAACACCAACGCCAACUACCGGAAGGACCUAGAGGCUGCCAAGAAUGGCAGCGCUACCAGCACAGCGUCAGACGCAGACGUGAAAAAGAGCGAAGCUUUAGAAACCCCCAGCCCUGCUCCUGAUGUCACUGAGGUUCCCUCUGUCAAAGGCCCUGAGAAAGAGUCAGAGCCAGAGCUCUCCACAGACGGGACGAAGAGCAGCGACGCCGAGGAGAAGAUGGAGACCGAGGAGGGAACUCCGAAAGGGAAGUCGGAGGGUGCCAGCCUCUCGCCUCCACCUUCUGAAGCGGACACCCUGAAGCAGGAGGAGGACAUGGAGGAGGGCGAAGACGGUGCUGCCAAGGCCGCAGUCCAAGAACAGCAGCAGCGGCCCUUCAACUACGACGUGGUGAACGUGAGCCAGGGCUUCCUGCUGCGCACGGCCUACAAGAAGGUGGUGAAGGCCUCCAAGCUGGACGGGUUCCUGGAGCGCCGCGUGAAGCAGCACCUGCUGGAGGAGAGGCAGCGGCAGGAGCGACGGAAGCAGGCCAGCCUCACCCUCAAGGCCGAACCGACCUCAACCUCAACUCCAGCGCCGACCCCAACGACCCCAAUCCCCCUAAUCCCCACACUCCAAAUAAAGACUGAAGUCAAGCCCACCAUCACAGAACCAGUGGUUAAGACAGACCCAAUGAGGACUGAAGGAAGUGGACUAGAGGCCUCUGGUACGACUGGCAGCAGUAAGCUGGAGAACCAAACACUCAGUCAGGGGGAGGAGAAGGGUGCCCUCCCCCCGAGGACUAAUCCAUUAGGGCCCCUUGGGCCUCUAUCACAACCAGCAGACACAACCUCAGACUCCACCAGCACUGGGCAGCCUGGCACGUCAACCCCCUCACUCGCACGGGUCACUACUGAGCAACAGCAGACGCAAAAUCUGGUGGCACCAAUCAGUGCACCCAGCAGCACAAGCCAGGCGACCCCACCACCCGGAGGAGCUUCAGCCGAUGGCAGCGGCCUCCAGCAAGGAAUGGCACCGGACGAACCCAAGCCAGCCUCCGGGUCCGUGGAAGUCACAGAGGAAAACGGUAAAAGCCACAAGCUAGAGACUUCCGGGCAGAGUGUGAAAGAGCGCAACUCCGCGGACACCGACGCUCCCGUUCCUUCGGCUUUGAGGAUAAACGGGAGAGACGCCGACAUGGAGACCGAAUUGGUGUCAAAUUCUUUGGCCAAGAACCAGCCGUCGACACUGUCGAACUGUACGGAGGCUAAAGUGAACAGCUUGUGCCCAGCGGGGGAGGGGAAGUUGCCACUGAAAGACCCUCUCAGGCCACUUCUGAACGGGGACACGGCCCCUGAUGGGGAGGCAGAGAGGACACCCACCCACGCUUCACUUCAAGUCUCCCCACCUCCAAGUGUUUCGAGGGAAGACUCUGGUGACAUGCCCCCCCUAAAGAUUCCCAAGCUGAGCAACAGUUUACAGGACUCUGCCCCGACUCUAGUGACGUCCACGGAGCACAACAGUACAGACACUGAACGCCUGAAGUCGGAGGUCAUGACCCCUAAGACCAUCGGCCCGACCCCAUCUGCGGCGGACUCGAGCCUAAGCAGUGUCUGUGCUGAGGGCAGUGGCGCCGGAGGUUCCGCCGACAGCACAGUCGUGACCCAAGUGACGACCACCACCACGACAACCACCGUCUCCACGGAGUCUCGGAUGGUGCGCCUGGCGACGGCAGCACCAGGGUCUGUGGCUGUGGUGUCGUCGACGGAGAAAAGUGCCGUCUCCACGCUGUCGACCAGCACCAAAACCAUGCUGACGCAAGUCUCCUCGUCCGCCACGCGUGGCCAGACUGAUAGCCUCUCUGUCAGCCAGGAGCGCACCACCAGAACCACCUCAUCAUCCUCCUCUUCCUCCACCCUCAAGGGCUCUUCUGUCUCUGUGACGACCACCAGCCACGAACACUCCACACGGGAGCGUGUGCGGCUGCUCAAGUUCUCGCGCACCAAGAAGGCCCGCUCGGGCACGGCGCUGCCGUCCUACCGCAAGUUUGUUACCAAGAGCUGCAAGAAGAGCAUCUUCGUGCUGCCCAACGACGACCUGUACAAGCUGGGGCGCCGAGCGGGCAUCCGCGAGGUGUCCAUCUUCAGCUACAACGCCAAGCCUGCCCUGGACAUCUGGCCCUACCCCUCCCCCAGACCUACAUAUGGCAUCACCUGGAGGUAUCGGCUGCAGACGGUGAAGUCUCUGGCUGGGGUCAGCCUGAUGCUGAGGCUGCUGUGGGCCUGUCUGCGCUGGGACGACAUGGGCAUCAAACCUUCCUCUAACGCCGGAACCACCCGCACAGAAACCUCGGAGACGGAAAUAACUACCACAGAGAUCAUCAAGCGCAGAGACGUUGGUCCUUAUGGCAUUCGGUCAGAAUACUGCAUCAGGAAGAUCAUCUGUCCUAUCGGUGUCCCAGAAACACCCAAAGAGACCCCCACUCCCCAGAGGAAGGGCCUCCGCUCUAGCGCACUCCGGCCCAAGAAACCCGAGCCCACCAAGCAGACGGGGCCCACCGUCAUCGAGACGUGGGUCGCCGAGGAGGAGCUGGACCUGUGGGAGAUCCGGGCCUUCGCAGAGAGGGUGGAGAAGGAGAAGGUCCAGGCUGCCGAGCAGGCUAAGGUUAGUGCAAGGAGGAAGGCUUUGGAGCUCAAGGCCCGAUUGGAGGUUCGGGUAAACCUGGAAAGAGUGGAUGUCGAGCAGAAACGUCUGGAGCUUCAGAAGGGUGGCGGCAGCGUUGGCAACACGAGCACAACCACUGGCAGCCCGUCCACCCCGGUCUCCACCACCACCAAGGUCAUGGUCGGCUCCCUCACCAGCCAGGUCACCCCGGGAACCAAAGUGGUUCUGGCCACCAAGAUGGGCACUCCUGUGACAUUCCAGCCGAACAAGAACUUCCAGCAGACCUUCGCCACCUGGGUCAAACAGGGUCAGACCGGUCAGCAGCCAGCUACCCCCGGCACCGUCACCACGGUGGCGACCACAUCUGGGCAGACGUUCCAGAUCACUGGCACGCCGGUUUCCAUGGCUGGCAAAGUCAUCACUGCCAAGCUGCCACUGCCUGCCAAUAGCAAGAUCGUCACCUUAAAUGUGCCAACCACUGAAGGAGGCAUGAUCCAGCAGAAGGUCCUGGGAAUCAUUCCAUCCAGCGCCGCCGGCAACCAGCAAACCUUCACGUCAUUCCAGCCGCGGACCACCACCAUCAACAUAAGGCCCAACACGCCAGGCUCGCCCGGCCAGCAGCAGGUGAUCGCCACCUCAGGUGGGCAAAUUCGGUCGGGCAUGACUGUGAUCCGUACGCCCAUCCAACAGGGCAGCGCUUUGGGCAAGACCAUCCUGCGCACGCCCCUGAUGAUGCAACAAGGCCAGACACAGCAAGUGGUCACUCAGAUCAUCCACGGCCAGCCCGUCUCCACCACCAUCUCCAGUGCCAGUCCUGUGGCCACUACCACUGGGCAGCGGGUGCUGGGGGCCUCCCCAGGGCAGCCCGUGGCGCCCCAGACCCCUCCAGGCUCACGCACCCCGCAGGGGCAGGUCAAGCUCACCCUGGCCCAGCUCACGCAACUCACCCAGGGGGCACAGCAAAAGCAGCAAGGAGCAGCUGUGGAGAGGCCCCAGCAGGCCGGUGCUCAGGGCCUGACGGUGGUGGUCCAGGGCCAGGGUCAGACCACGGGGCAGCUGCAGGUCAUCCCCCAGGGCGUGACGGUGAUCCCCCGGCCCGGCCAGCAGCUCAUGCAGGCGGCGCUGCCCAACGGCCAGGUGCAACGCUUCCUCUUCACCCCAGUUCCGACCACCGCCACCCCCGCCACGCCAGCUCAGGGCCAGCAGCAGCUCACUGUGCCCACCCAGCCUCACCUCCAGCCGGCCGCCCAGUCUUCCCCGGCCCAGGCGGCCGCCCCCAUCCAAGCCGGCGCCCUCACGCCCCGCACCCCUCCCACCACCCCCCAGGCCCAGAUCCCCCCGCACCCGCAGGCCCAGAUGCCCAUCCAGUCGCCCACGCCGCUGCAGGUCAAAGCCCUGGUGGGCCAGCCGGGCGCCGUCCUCAAGCAGCAGCAGCAGCAGCAGGGCGGCCCGGUGCAGCAGACCGCCUCCCAACAGGUGCGGCCGCCGCUCCAGCUCCACGCCCAGCAGCUCAUCACCGUCCCGGGUCUCCAGAUCCAGCUGCAGGCGCAGCAGGGCGGCCCCGGGGGCCAGCAGAUCAAGCUGCAGCUGCCCAUCCAGAUCCAGCAGCAGCAGCAGCAGCAGCCGGUGCCCGCGGGCCAGGGGGUCCAGCAGCAGGGGCAGGGGCAGGGGCAGCAGGGCGCGGCGGCGGCGGCAGGGGGGCAGCAGAUCCAGAACGUGGUCACCAUCCAGACGGCCAGCGUGCAGGAGCAGCUGCGACGCAUCCAGCAGCUGCGGGAGCAGCAGCAGCAGAAGAAGCGGCAGACGCAGGAGGCCCGGCGAGAGCAGCAGCAGCAGGCUAGCAGCCAGAGCCAGCUCAUCCAGAAACAGGUGGUGAUGAAGCAGAAUGCGGUCAUCGAGCACCUGAAGCAGAAGAAGACCAUGUCCCCGGCCGAGCGCGAGGAGAACCAGAGGAUGAUCGUGUGCAACCAGGUGAUGAAGUACAUCCUGGACAAGAUCGACAAAGCCGAUCGGCAGGCGGCCAAGAAGCGCAAGCGCGACGAGUCGGUGGAGCAGAAACGCAGCAAGCAGAACGCCUCCAAACUCUCGGCACUGCUCUUCAAGCACAAGGAGCAGCUCAAGGCCGAGAUCCUCAAGAAGAGAGCCCUGCUGGACAAGGAGCUGCAGCUGGAGGUGCAGGAGGAGCUGAAGAGGGACCUGAGCAAGCUGCGGCGGGACAAGGAACGGGCCCAGGCUGCCGCCUCCCAGGCUGCGGCUGCUCCCGCGCCCAUUCCGCCCAUUCCACCCCGGCCAUCUCCCUGCCCGGCCCCGGCCCCGGUCAAGCGCAAGCGGGACGAGGAGCGCGCCGACGCCCCCUCGGCCAAGUCCAAGAAGAAGAAGAUGAUCUCCACUACCUCAAAGGCCUCCAACAAGGAUAUCAAGCUAUACUGCGUCUGCAAGACACCCUACGACGAGUCCAAGUUCUACAUCGGCUGUGACCUGUGCACGAACUGGUACCACGGUGCGUGUGUGGGCGUCACGGAGAAGGAGGCCCUGAAGAUGGACGACUACAUCUGUGCCGAGUGCAAACGGGCGCAGGAGGGCAGCACGGAAGAGCUGUACUGCAUCUGCCGCACGCCCUACGACGAAGCCCAGUUCUACAUCGGCUGCGACCGCUGCCAGAACUGGUACCACGGCCGCUGCGUGGGCAUCCUGCAGAGCGAGGCCACGCACAUCGACGUGUACGUGUGCCCGCAGUGCCAGUCCACGGAGGACGCCAUGACCGUGCUCACGCCGCUCACCGACAAGGACUACGAGGGCCUGCGACGAAUCCUGCGCUCCCUGCAGGCACACAAAAUGGCGUGGCCCUUCCUGGAGCCGGUGGAUCCCAACGACGCUCCAGAUUACUACGGCGUCAUAAAGGAGCCCAUGGACCUUUCCACGAUGGAGGAACGGUUGCAGAAGCGCUUCUAUGUCAAACUGACGGAGUUUGUGGCGGACAUGACCAAAAUCUUCGACAACUGUCGCUACUACAACCCCAGCGACUCGCCCUUCUACCAGUGCGCUGAGGUCCUGGAGAACUUCUUCGUUCAGAAACUCAAAGCAUUCAAAGCAAGCAGGUCUCAUAACAACAAGCUACAGUCAACAGCUUCUUAGAGUACACCGUCAAUAAGCUUUCAAAAAGAGAAAAUGAAAAGAUACCAAUAAAAAAAAACAAGAAUGUGGUCUGACAAGUCAAACCCAAUGGUGAAUCCAUAUUCUCUCCAGCGACCCCCCCCCACCCCCACCCCCUCCUCACAACACCGGCAUGCACACAAACACACACACACACACACUGCAGCAGGCCUUUUUUUCUGUUACACACAUAUACACACAUAGAUGGAAAGUUCCUCCCUCGGAAGUUCCCCGUCUGCGUUUUGGGUGGGCAGCGCUGUAGCGAGGAGAGAGGACCACGGUUCCGAUCCCGAGCAGUCGCCGGGUGUUCAACCACGGUGGCACCUGGACGUUCGACUCCAGUGGAAAAGGGAGAUCUGUCUGGUGUUUUUUUUUUUUUCUGUUUGUUUUUUUUUUUUUUCCCAGGCCACCGCUGUUUUUUUGU